AUGUGCCUUCAUGACCUAAAAGCCUUGAGCAAUAAUAUGACUAUGACUAUCAAGCCUCCUAAAAAGUUGGCAGAAAGCAUGACCAAAGAAGAGGAGGCAGGAAUUACUCCAGUCAACGCAGAUGAUUCAACUUGGAUUUUGACUGCUUCGUUUGUGAUAUUCACAAUGCAGACUGGUUUCGGACUUUUAGAAUCUGGUGCUGUUUCCAAAAAGAAUGAAGUUAAUAUUCUAAUGAAAAACGCCGUUGAUGUGGUUCUGGGCGGACUUUCUUACUGGAUGUUCGGUUACGGUCUUGAAUACGGUACAGGACCAGGAACAUCUGCCUUCUGCGGGGUUGGUUUAUUCAUGGUAGAUACCGAAGACAACGAUGGUGGUGUCUUCGCUACUUUCAUUUUCCAGUUAUCUUUCGCUACAACUACUACAACUAUAGUAUCAGGUGCAAUGGCUGACUUCAAUGCCUACAUAUUGUUUUCUUUUGUCAACACCAUCACUUACUGCAUACCAGCCGGUUGGAUGUGGGGUGACCAUGGCUUCUUGAAAAAAUUAGGAGAUUUUGCCGGUUCAUGUGCUGUGCAUUUAACUGGAGGUGCCCUUGUGGCGGCUAGUAUGUUAAAACCGAGACUACACAGAUAUGAUCAAAGUACUGCAUCAUUAGCUAUGGGUGACCCACGAAAUGCUAUAAUGGGACUGUUUACUUUGUG
Messenger RNA from Parasteatoda tepidariorum (common house spider), 701 nucleotides. Its product is annotated as putative ammonium transporter 3 pseudogene. The record is from RefSeq and is a predicted model, not a curated record. NCBI's taxonomy places the organism in Eukaryota, Metazoa, Arthropoda, Arachnida, Araneae, Theridiidae.